Molecule: messenger RNA, 965 nt
Organism: Psammomys obesus (fat sand rat)
Lineage: Eukaryota; Metazoa; Chordata; Mammalia; Rodentia; Muridae
Product: endogenous retrovirus group K member 7 Pro protein-like
Exons: 1
Coding region: 1-882 (293 amino acids)
Biological process (GO): proteolysis
Molecular function (GO): aspartic-type endopeptidase activity; nucleic acid binding
Source: RefSeq, a predicted model, not a curated record
AUGCCACAAUCAGACCCUAACACAGUCAGCGCCAAACCAACAGCCUGCCUUCGCAGGGCCACUCCCGGGAGCGCAGGAUUGGACCUCUGUGCCUCCACCGACUCAAUUCUAACCCCCGAAGAUGGGGUACAAAUUAUUUCCACAGGAAUUUUUGGGCCGCCUCCCCCACACACUUAUUAUUUAAUUUUGGGAAGGGCAUCUAGUACAUUAAAGGGCAUCAAUGUCUUCCCUUCUUUAAUUGAUAAUGACUAUACUGGAGAAAUAAAAAUCUUGGCCAGCAGUACGCGGGGACCCCUCCCAAUUACUAAGGGACAGCGAUUGGCUCAAGCGCUCCCCCUACCCCUAGAUUUAACUGCUCCCGCUUUAGGCCCUUCUCGAGGACCAUCUACUCCUGGAUCCUCGGACAUUUUCUGGGUUCAACAGAUGACUCAAGAGCGACCCACUCUAAAACUUAAACUUAAUGGAAAGAUAUUCGAGGGCCUUUUGGAUACAGGUGCAGAUUCCACAGUAAUUUCUCAAAGAGCAUGGCCUCCUUCUUGGCCCUCCCAGCCAACUUUAACUCAGCUACAGGGCAUAGGUCAAUCUCUUAAUACCCUACAGAGUUCCCAAUUGCUGACCUGGGAGGACCCUGAGGGAAAUAACGGACACGUGCGUCCAUUUAUAGUCCCUGGGCUCCCUGUUAAUCUCUGGGGGAGAGAUAUUCUUUCCCAAAUGGGAGUUCUCAUGUUUAGCCCCUCAGAGGUAGUCACCCAACAAAUGCUUAAACAAGGCUUUAUACCAGGGAAAGGAUUAGGAAAAAAUAAUCAAGGAACACCCAAACCUGUUUCGGUUGUUCCAAAAUUGACACGUACAGGACUUGGUUAUGAAUCACAUUUUUCUUAAGGGCCAUUGCUCCCCCUGCACUCCAGGCAGAUAAAAUAACAUGGAAAAGUGACUCCCCUGUCUGGGUUGACCAAUGGCCCCUU